AUGAGCGCCGCACCAGACCUACUAAGGGCCAAAGAAGGCGAGGAUGUGGCCAUUGGUUCGUCGUGUGCAUUGAGGGAAGCAGCGCUAUCAAAGGGGAUUGAGUGUCCUGACUUGGACCAAGUGUUCUCGACUUUGGCCCUCUCGCCUAUGGGACUGGUGGUGGAAGAGUCCGAACCGGUGCCACUUGAAGAUCAACAGUCUUUAUUGACUUCCUUACAGGAGUCGCUAAGGAAAGCAGAGGAGCGAUGCACCAUUGGAGCCUUUAUAGACGAUGAAAAAAUUCUCUAUAAACUCUGGAAAUGCAGGAGCAAAUAUCUGCUACCGGCCGCUGAGGCUCUGGCUGAUGGAAGUAGGAAUGCACCUUGGCGCAUUUUGUAUGGGCAAGCUGGUAUACUAGACUUCUUUCUCCGGCUUGUAGCAUCAACGGAGGCUAUCGAUGAUGACCUUCUCCUGCACGCAUUGCGACUAGUCGGGAAUUCCUGCGCUGAUACGAAUGAGAACAGGGAGAUCCUAGUUGAAAAAAACUACACCUCCGCCAUUAUACGACACCUGGCAAACACAAAACUUAUUCAGGUGGCUAUACCUGUCCUAUAUAAUAUAUGCAUUGAUUUCGAACCCGCCCAGUCUCAGAUAGCUGCCAACAAGAUUAUCUAUAUUCUCCUGAGAUUGUUGAAGGAUAACGCUUUUGCGAAGCACCAGGCUCUACUUGAUUAUGUCUACGAGCUUAUUGAAUUGGUUGGGGAACAAGGCAUGCGGAUUUCCUCAUCCCCAGAUGCCACAUUACUACUUCUUCUAGACCUGCUGAAUGAACAGAGGGCGAUUUCAUCUCCAGCGCACUAUGCCUCUCUCGUUACCUGUCUCGGUGCUUACUUGGACAAAACGCGAUUUCAAACCACGUGUCUGUCUAAUGGCUUGAUGCCCAAGGUUCUAUCAGUUCUUGAGCGAUCACUUUUAUUCAAGGAUGAGGAAUGUUCUAAAGAGGACAUGCAUGCCUUGGCACAGGCGCGGUUGAAGAUAAAUCAGACCCUAGCCGAAGUCUCCGCAUUGCCGCUAUUCGCAGAGCUCUAUCCGCUUGAUUCCGAUCUUGUGCGCUUACUGGGCUCUUGGCUGGAGGCAAAGGAGGACCAGCUUCAGAUCUGUUCGUGUGUUGUUCUUGGCAAUGUGGCAAGAUCGGACGCAGUCUGCGAAAAGAUGGUUGAAAAGCUGAGCAUUCACAAGGCACUCAUAUCGCUUCUGAAGAGUGAAGCCAGGGGUGCAGUGCUCCACUCUGCACUCGGCUUCCUGAAAAACCUGGCAAUUGCCGGUAACAAUAAAGUUCGGCUCGGAGAGGCAGGCCUUAUUCCUGCCGUUUCAAGCCUCUGGCAGUAUGAGACAGUCCCCCAGGUUCAGUUUGUUGCAACUAGCAUCACACGGCAGGUGAUCAUCUCCUCGGUGGGCAACAUCGCUCGCCUGCUUGAGGAGGCUCCUGUGGGUGACAAGGAGGUCGAGGGUGAAGGGAAGACCUACCUCUCAUUGCUCCUCGCGCUGUUUGAAAAAACAGACUCAGCCCCCAUCAAAACGGAGAUUGGGCGUAUCGUGGCUUCUAUAUGCCGCAGCUUGGUCCCCAGAGUGCGUGAGAAGGAUAGCGAUGCCGAAGGCCUCCUUAGAAAAGCCUUUGAGCUGCACGACGAUAUUCCCUUACCUGUGGGUGCCAUGAUCACCCAGUCACAAUGGCCAGUUGUUCGGAGCGAGGGCUGGUUUACUCUUGCCUUGAUGGCGUCGACACAAGGUGGGUUGAUUGUAACCUCGAAAUGUAUAGAGAAGAUGGGCAUUCUGCCUGUGCUCGAGGAAGUGCUUGCUGCAGAUUCUACCGAUUUCACCGAGGCAGACAACAUGCAACUCAACAAGGAUCGCGGCAACAUCAUCGUGCUUAUGCAAGAGUUGCUGAAGACUGAUGUGGACACUCUCCCGGAUUCUUCGAAGGCCAGUAUUCAAAGACUGAUGAACAGCCAUGCCUCCAGACAUCUUCAGCUCACUAACUGA
Molecule: messenger RNA, 2022 nt
Organism: Aspergillus aculeatus ATCC 16872
Lineage: Eukaryota; Fungi; Ascomycota; Eurotiomycetes; Eurotiales; Aspergillaceae
Product: putative GTP binding protein
Exons: 6
Coding region: 1-2022 (673 amino acids)
Biological process (GO): positive regulation of GTPase activity
Cellular component (GO): cytosol
Molecular function (GO): protein binding; guanyl-nucleotide exchange factor activity
Source: RefSeq, a predicted model, not a curated record